AUGGCAUCAGAGAGGAAAAGGAACUGGAAUAAAGAAGAUGAUCUCCCUGUCUAUCUGGCCAGACCAGGGACCACUGCCCAGACCCCCAGGGUGAAGUAUGGGGGCAUGUUUGCUUCUGUAGAAGGGGCUUAUGAGAACAAGACUAUAGAUUUUGAUGCCUACAGUGUGGGCAAGAAGGGGACCAGAACCCCAAGGAGCAGCAGCAGGGCGGAUUUGGAUGGGGACAAUUUCAGUGAGACAGCCAGUGAUGUGAGUGAGAUCUCUGGAUCUGUCAUCAGCUCUCCUGGAGAAAGGGAAGACAGGACCCCAGGCAUUGAGAUCAAGUAUUCCGGUGGGAAGGAGCUGCUGCAGGGGCAGGACAAUGGCAAGAGUGACCGACUCCUCAUCAAAGGAGGAAGAAUCAUCAAUGAUGACCAGUCAUUCUACGCCGAUAUUUACCUCGAAGAUGGCCUUAUCAAACAAAUUGGAGAGAAUUUGAUUGUUCCUGGUGGAGUGAAGACCAUCGAAGCUAAUGGACGUAUGGUUAUUCCUGGUGGAAUUGACGUAAAUACGUAUCUUCAGAAGCCCUACUUGGGUAUGACGACACUUGACGAUUUCUACCAAGGAACUAAAGCCGCAGUAGCAGGAGGGACCACCAUGAUCAUUGACCAUGUGGUUCCCGACCCUGGAUCCAAUAUUUUGGCCUCAUUUGAAAAAUGGCAUGAGGUGGCCGAUACCAAAUCCUGUUGUGAUUACUCCCUCCACAUGGACAUCACCAGCUGGUACGAUGGGAUCCGAGAGGAGCUGGAUAUUCUGAUGCAAGACAAAGGUAUCAAUUCAUUCCAGAUAUACAUGGCCUACAAAGAUCUAUACCAAAUGACGGAUAGCCAGCUUUAUGAGAUCCUUACCUUCCUCAAGGGUCACGGUGCUGUAAUUAUGGUCCACGCCGAAAAUGGAGAUUUAAUAGCUCAGGAACAAAAACGGAUAUUAGAAAUGGGCAUAACUGGACCUGAAGGACACGCUCUGAGCCGACCCGAGGAGCUUGAAGCUGAGGCAGUAUUUCGAGCCAUUGCCAUAGCAAGCCAAAUCAACGCCCCUGUGUAUAUUACCAAAGUCAUGAGCAAGAGCUCUGCUGAUGUCAUCGCACAAGCCAGGAAGAAAGGUGCGUUAGUGUUUGGUGAGCCAAUUACGGCAAGUUUAGGAACAGAUGGAACCCAUUACUGGAGCAAAAAUUGGGCAAAAGCUGCAGCCUUUGUUACCUCCCCACCUCUCAGUCCAGAUCCUACCACACCUGACUACCUGAACACUAUGCUGGCAUGCGGAGAUCUACAAGUUACCGGAAGUGGACACUGCUCCUACAGCACGGCCCAGAAAGCCAUAGGAAAAGAUAACUUCACUCUUAUCCCUGAGGGUGUGAAUGGUAUCGAAGAAAGAAUGACGAUUGUUUGGGACAAGGCUGUGGCUUCUGGUAAGAUGGAUGAGAACCAGUUUGUCGCAGUCACUAGUACAAACGCUGCUAAAAUAUUCAACCUCUAUCCAAGAAAAGGGAGAAUAGCAGUCGGCUCUGAUGCCGAUGUGGUCAUUUGGGAUCCUGAUAAGAUGAAGACAAUUUCUGCAAAAAGCCACAAAUCGGCGGUGGAAUACAACAUUUUUGAAGGAAUGGAGUGCCAUGGAGCUCCACUUAUUGUUAUAAGCCAGGGAAAGAUUGUGUUUGAAGAUGGAAACCUGCACGCCAACCAAGGAAUGGGACGGUUUAUUCCCCGGAAACCCUUCCCAGAAUAUAUUUAUCAGCGCAUCAAGACAAGGAACAUGGUGAGCGGAUUGCAACCUGUGUCCCGCGGGAUGUAUGAUGGACCAGUGUAUGAAGUUCCAGACAUUCCAAAGUAUACAACCCCUGCCCCUUCUGCUAAAUCAUCACCCUCCAAACCCCAGCAGCCUCCACCCAUCAGGAAUCUUCAUCGGUCAAACUUCAGUUUAUCAGGUGCACAGAUUGACGAUAGUAACCCUCGCCGCACAGGACACCGUAUCGUUGCCCCACCAGGAGGUCGCUCAAACAUCACAAGCCUUGGCUGA
Bufo bufo (common toad) is the source of this 2052-nucleotide messenger RNA. It is a transcript of the gene CRMP1, whose product is annotated as collapsin response mediator protein 1. Gene Ontology annotation, molecular function: hydrolase activity, acting on carbon-nitrogen (but not peptide) bonds, in cyclic amides. Lineage: Eukaryota; Metazoa; Chordata; Amphibia; Anura; Bufonidae. The transcript is spliced from 14 exons. The coding region runs from base 1 to 2052 and encodes 683 amino acids. The record is from RefSeq and is a predicted model, not a curated record. Gene Ontology annotation, cellular component: cytoplasm; cytosol.